AUGGAAGAUGGACCCGAUGGCACAUCAAGUGGCGCCAUCCGUGGGACCUCGCAACAAAUAGUCGGCCCAAGCACACCAGCAGUUGGAGCGAGUCCCUUCAUGAGAAUGCAAAACCUUGAAGGCCCAGAAGCAACCCCAGCGGUUGCUACUAUGGUGAGACAUCAGAACACAAUCGCCGGUAAGCUUAUCAGCGAUGAGGGAGCGAAUCUACAAGGCAAAACAGCAGAAGAAAUGGAGUUAGAAGAAUUUGAAGCAUUCAAAAGCUUUAGGGCUAUGAGGAAAUUGCAAAAUGAAAGGCAACCCCAGAAAGAGAAAGAAUGGUAUCGAGUUUCUGUCCACACAGACCAAACGGAAGACUCUGACGAAGAAGGAAAGGAGUCAAGCCCUCACGAAAAAAGGUCAAGCAAGAAGGAGAAAAAUGUAGGUCGAUCAUCCAAUACAGAAGACGAUCAUGAAAGACAAGAAAAGUUACCCGAAGUAGCAGAAGAAAAGCAAUACAACCAAGCUUUCAAGAAUCUAAAUUUCGACUCUCCUUUUACGGACGACAUCAACAAGAAGCUUAUUCCCAAAGGGUUGAAAGGAUCGAGGGUGCCACCCUACGAUGGUACCAGAGAUCCAGAUGAUCAUGUAUUUAAUUUCCAAUGGGCAAUAAAAAUGAUACCAAUGGAUCCAAAUUUAUGGAGCUUGUAUUUCGCUGGAACUUUAGACGGAUCUGCCUGA
Lactuca virosa is the source of this 720-nucleotide messenger RNA. NCBI's taxonomy places the organism in Eukaryota, Viridiplantae, Streptophyta, Magnoliopsida, Asterales, Asteraceae. The record is from the annotation of a GenBank genome assembly.